Lobosporangium transversale is the source of this 3448-nucleotide messenger RNA. RefSeq names its product kinase-like domain-containing protein. Gene Ontology annotation, biological process: signal transduction; protein phosphorylation. The record is from RefSeq and is a predicted model, not a curated record. NCBI's taxonomy places the organism in Eukaryota, Fungi, Mortierellomycota, Mortierellomycetes, Mortierellales, Mortierellaceae. The transcript is spliced from 10 exons. Gene Ontology annotation, molecular function: protein serine/threonine kinase activity; ATP binding. The coding region runs from base 140 to 3349 and encodes 1069 amino acids.
CGUCCAACCUCAACCACUGCUAUUCUCAAGUAAAUUCGUCAACGAAUUACUCCAUUCUAUUGUUCCAUGACUUGUAACACAGUACCAAUGACCUACAUACCAUCAUGGCUGAUGGUCAUCUUGCAAUGUAGUUCUCAAGAUGACUGACGAGCAGAAACUGGAAGAUCUCCGCAGGAGACUUGAGAGAGAGAACGAAAUUCUCAAUGCUACCCGUAAUAUCCGCAAGAUCCAAGAAAGCGAAGCUGCUAGGGCCUCCUCUGAUAUCACUAUUGAGGAGACACAGCAACGUAUUGAUUAUUUCCAGAAUGAGAUGAAUAAGCUUCUCUCAAAGAUGUUAGAUAAUCCUAUCAUUAGACCAGCAAAUGUUUCCACAACCUCGACCGAUUCAAUGCAGUCAUACCAUUCCUCGGACAGUCAUCAACAAAUGUCUCACAACAACAGACAGGCGUCUAGCCCAAACAUCAAUCCAGUCGCUGCCGACAGUAUGUCCCCGAAUAGGUCAUUAUCGACAGUUGACCUAUUGCGCUCUUCCAGAACUAUCACAACCAACAAAGUUGUGUACAAGAUGCAUGAGUUGGCAUAUAAGCUGGAAGUCGAAAAGAAGUUGAAGCAGGCCUCAGAAAAACUGGAACAGUUGGGCAUGAAUGCCAAGGACGGAAAUGAAGAGAGUGGCGAAAAAGUCGUUCUUCUGAAGCGUGCUCUUCAAAAGUAUCAGGGGCUUUAUAUCCCUCAGCAAGAUAAUGAUGAUGCCACACCGGCACCUGGCACGGCUCCUAGGCGCCCUAUGACGGGAAUUCUCUACGUGCGACUUGCGGGGAUUAAACAUCAAAGCAAUGCUCCGACACGCGAUUCACGUCCUGCAGAAUCUAUGGCUGUAAUCAAAAUUGAUGGUGUUCUAAAGGGUAAAACACGGAUGGCGCGUAAUGGACCAUUAGGUAUCCGUUGGAAUGAGGACUUUGAAAUCCCUAUCCGUAAGGCUAGUGAGAUUGAGAUCACCGUGUACGAUCGUCCUGACCAGUUUUCAGUCCCCAUUGGCAUGUUUUGGCUCAAGAUCUGGGAUCUGGCUGAAGAGCUGCGUAGGAAGAAGGUGGACGCUGACAAUGACGCUGCGCGGAGUGCUCAGGAUGUCCGUGAUUUGGCUGUCAGAAGUCCUGGAGCCCGUCGUGGCUCAACUCUUUCCGGCGAUUCUGCUCCAAAUAAAACUGACGGCAUUGAUGCCUGGUGGGAUCUCGAGCCAACAGGGCAAAUCGGCAUUAAUUUUAACUUUGUUAAGGAUGUGGCCGUCCGCAAGCGCCCAUCCAAACUUGGCCGACAAGGAGCCGUUCGCAAGCGCAAAGUAGAUAUCCAGGAGGUUCAAGGCCACAAAUUUGUUUCUCAAAAGUUUUACCAGCUAAUGUGCUGCGCCCUCUGUAACGAAUUAUUUACAGGAAGAGGGUCGCAAUGUGAAGACUGCAGCUUCACUUGCCAUUCUAAGUGUGCUGAAAAAGUUUUUAUCAAGUGUAUCUCGUCUAAUAUAGCAGAAGACCCAGAUGAAGCCAAAUUAAACCACCGUAUCCCUCACCGUUUUGAGACGUUUACUAACUUGUCCCCCAAUUGGUGUUACCACUGCGGCCAUAUGCUAACUUUUGGACGGAAGCACAAGAUGUGCACGGAAUGCCCGGUAUUUGCGCAUGAUGGGUGUGCCGAUCUUAUCCCUAAUCAUUGUGGCAUGCCCGCCGAAACUGCCAACAAGCUAAUGGAAGAGAUCAGACGCCGCAACCAAAGUGCCAGACACCAGAAGGUGUCUCCAGAUACCAGACCCAGUCCACAACCAUCAGCAUCCUCAGAUUUGAAACAGCACCAUGGUGUUCCCGAAGAUCGCCUUCGACAGCAAAUGGAGCAAAUUCAUCUGCAGCCACAGCAACAGCAGCAGUUGCAAGAAGAAGGAAGUCAACCGCAACGACAGCAGGAACUGGAGCAAGAACAGCAGCGCCAGGCGGAAGAAUUAAAACGUCUGGAAGAACAAAAGCAGCGCCAACAACAGCAAAAAGCCCAUUUGUUGCAACAACAGCAAACAUAUCAGCAGCAAUUACACCAACAGCAGCAACAAGACUUGGACUACACGAACAAGACAGAGCAAGAGCAAGUAGGAGCAGCACAAACAAGUAAUAAUGAUUUAUUCCGAAAGGAACAGCAGCGCUUGGAGCUUCUUCGAUUAGAGCAGGAGCGAACGCAGCAGUAUCAACAGCACCAACAGAAACAGCAACAGCAGCAACAGCGUCCUAUUCCAGUCAUGCCCAAGGCGCAUACUCCUACUUUGAAGAUUGUGAAUAAACAAUCACAGCAACAGCCCACUCGCAAAUAUGGCCUGAGUGAUUUUCACUUCCUCGCUGUUUUGGGCAGAGGCAACUUUGGCAAGGUCAUGUUGGCGGAGGAUAAGAAAGGAGGCGAACUUUUUGCUAUUAAAGCACUCAAGAAAGAUUCUAUUGUGCAACACGAUGAAGUUGAAAGUGCAAAAUCAGAGAAGCGUAUUUUCCAGGUCGCCAAUAAGGAGCGUCAUCCGUUCUUGACGACUUUACAUUCUUGCUUUCAGACAGAAACCCGUCUGUACUUUGUGAUGGAGUAUGUUCGUGGAGGAGAUUUAAUGAUGCACAUUCAACGAGAUCGGAGGUUUGGCGAACGCCGCGCAAAAUUCUAUGGAUGUGAAGUCUUACUGGCUCUUCAAUACUUCCAUCAAAACGAUAUCAUCUAUCGUGAUCUCAAACUGGAUAAUAUUCUCUUGACUCUUGAUGGACAUAUCAAGAUUGGUGACUAUGGUCUUUGCAAGGAGAACAUGCCAUACGGCGCUAAAACAAGAACCAUCUGUGGCACACCAGAGUUUAUGGCUCCUGAAAUUAUUGAGGAGCAACCAUAUGACCGUUCUAUUGAUUGGUGGACUUUUGGUGUUCUCAUGUACGAGAUGCUGCUGGGACGUGCUCCUUUCUCGGGAGAAGAGGAAGAUGAUAUCUAUGAUUCGAUUAUGGAUGACGAACCAUUGUUCCCUCAAGGCUUUGGUCGCAAUGAACAAGCACUCCUUCAAUCGCUUCUCAUGAAAGUGCCUCAUCUUCGUUUGGGCGCUGGACCUGGUGAUGCAGAAGAAAUCAAAGCACAUGCUUAUUUCCGUGAUGUCAACUUUGACGAUGUUUAUCACAAACGUAUUCCAGUGCCAUUCCUUCCUAAGAUCACUUCGGCCAAAGAUAUCUCUAAUUUCGAUCCAGAAUUCACAAGGGAGAGUCCAAGCGAGACGCCCACUGAUUAUAGACUCAACCAUGUGGAACAAGGUUACUUCCAGGGGUUCUCAUAUGUUUCAUCAUGGCUCCCACAGUCUUAGCCUUCAUCAAUGCAGAAAAAAAGAUAGAAAGCAAAAGCAUAUCCUAAGAAAAGUUAGUAGAGUGUUUUAUUAUUACAAAUUAUAUUAUAUGGUUAUUCA